Apis laboriosa (Himalayan honeybee) is the source of this 2265-nucleotide messenger RNA. Its product is annotated as transcription initiation factor TFIID subunit 6-like. Gene Ontology annotation, biological process: transcription initiation at RNA polymerase II promoter; RNA polymerase II preinitiation complex assembly. Gene Ontology annotation, cellular component: SAGA complex; SLIK (SAGA-like) complex; transcription factor TFIID complex. NCBI's taxonomy places the organism in Eukaryota, Metazoa, Arthropoda, Insecta, Hymenoptera, Apidae. The transcript is spliced from 9 exons. The coding region runs from base 270 to 2159 and encodes 629 amino acids. Gene Ontology annotation, molecular function: protein heterodimerization activity; transcription coactivator activity; RNA polymerase II general transcription initiation factor activity. The record is from RefSeq and is a predicted model, not a curated record.
CAAAAUAUGUGACGUCAUGUUAUCCCCACUUGAUUAUGCAGAGGGAUAUCACGUGAUCAGGUUUCUGCCAAAACUAAGCGUCGUAUAUGUCAUAUUGUAUACAAUAAAACAUUGAAUGUUAAGUUUUUUGUAUCUUGUCUAUAGUACAAAAAAUUUAUUUUGUAGCAUAAAUUUUUUUUGUACAGAUAAAUAUAAUUUACGAAUACAUGUAUGAAGAAUUAUAAAAAAAGAUCAAAUCUCUAUAAGCAAUAUUUAUUAUUGAUUUAAAGAUGAAUGAAAGCGAGUCUAUUUAUGGAACUACAUUAUCCCAAGAAUCAAUAAAGGUAAUUGCAGAAAGUAUAGGUGUUGGAAAUUUCCCAGAUGAAGCAGCAAAAGAUCUAGCCGAAGAUGUAAGUUAUAGACUUAAGGAAAUUAUUCAGGAUGCUGCUAAGUUUAUGAGACAUGGAAAACGUCAACGAAUGACAACACAUGAUAUAGAUCAUGCUUUGAAAAUAAAAAAUAUUGAACCUACAUAUGGAUUUUUUGCCAAAGAUCAUAUACCAUUUCGUUUUGCCUCUGGUGGUGGUCGUGAAUUACAUUUUGUAGAAGAAAAAGAAAUUGAUCUUAAUGAAGUUAUAUCAAUGUCUGGUGGACAAACAUGGCCUAAAUUGCCCUUAGAAAUUACAUUACGUGCUCAUUGGCUUUGUAUAGAUGGUGUUCAACCUACGAUACCAGAAAAUCCACCUCCUGUUUCUAAAGAUGUUCAGAAACUAGAAAGUGUUGAUCCAACAAGUAAACUUACAAACAAAAGUCAAAACAUUGGUGUUGGAAAACCAGGUGGAGGUGGUAAAAGUCAGAAAUUACGCAAUGUAGAAACAGUUCAUGUUAAACAAUUGGCCACUCAUGAAUUGAGUGUUGAACAACAAUUAUAUUAUAAGGAAAUUACUGAAGCUUGUGUUGGAUCUGAUGAAGCACGUAGAGCAGAAGCAUUGCAAUCCCUUUCAGCUGAUCCUGGUUUACAUGAAAUGUUAGCACGAAUGUGUACAUUUAUUGCAGAAGGUGUGCGUGUUAAUGUAGUACAAAAUAAUCUUGCUCUUCUAAUUUAUUUAAUGAGAAUGGUUAAAGCUCUCUUGGAUAAUCCAAGUCUUUAUUUAGAAAAAUAUUUACAUGAAUUAAUACCAUCUAUUGCGACAUGUAUUGUUUCGCGUCAAUUAUGUAUGAGACCAGAAGUGGAUAAUCAUUGGGCUCUUCGAGAUUUUGCAUCACGUCUUAUGGCUCAAAUUUGUAAAAAUUUUAAUACCUCUACCAAUAAUGUACAAACCAGAGUAACUAGAAUGUUUAGUCAAGCUUUGGCAAAAAAUAGUCAGACCCCAUUGGCAUCACUUUAUGGAGCAAUUGAGGGAUUAUGUGAAUUAGGGCCAGAAGUGAUUAAAGCAUUAGUUAUUCCUAAAAUUAAAUCUAUUUCAGAACGUAUUGAAUCAUGUAUCGAAGGGCCUACUUUAUCAAGUGUGGAUAAAAAUGGAGCAGGUCAUAUAAAAACUCUACUUGUGAAAUCGGUGGCUCCUGUCUUAAAAACAAUACGAUCUCCUCCAGAUUAUGUAGAGGAUUACAAACAAGAUUAUGGUUAUAUAGGUCCUGCAUUGUGUGCAGCCGUUGCAAAAGCUCGUACGCAACCAGCUACAUUAGCAACAACCGCAUCUACAACUACAGCUUUAACAGCAAAUCAACAAGGUCCUACAUGUACUGGAAAAACUAUUGUACAAGCUGUAACAAAUUCUAGUCCUGGACAACAAGCUGGACGCACAAUUAUGCUUGGUACAAGUAGAACUGCUGGUGGAACUACCACAGCUGGAGGACAAAAAUUCGUUAUUUUACAAUCUCGAUCUCAAACACCAACAGCUACAAAUAUUAAUAGCAAUGCAAUACAACAACAAUCUCAGCAACAACAACAGCAACAAUCGCAACAACAAGUUAAAAUAGCCCAAACUAAUGUCAGUCAACAAAAAUCUCAUAUACAAAGUAAUACACCAAAAUUAGUAGUUGUUUGUAUGUCUAGUGGUAGUCAUAGUACUACUACAGUAACUCAGGGAAAUAUAACAACAAAAGCUCAAAAUGUUUUUGUAACCCAACAGAACAUCGAAUGCUCAUUAAAUCCAGAAGAAGAACAUUCUUUUCAAUAAUAAAAAAAAUUUAAUUUACAACAUUCAAAUUUUUAAUAACAUGUACAAAAAUAAAUUUUUAAUGUUAAUAUACUUUAUAACAAAAAAUAAAGAUUUUUUAUGAACC